Messenger RNA from Panicum virgatum (switchgrass), 566 nucleotides. RefSeq lists its product as uncharacterized. The coding region runs from base 131 to 529 and encodes 132 amino acids. The record is from RefSeq and is a predicted model, not a curated record. The transcript is spliced from 3 exons. Lineage: Eukaryota; Viridiplantae; Streptophyta; Magnoliopsida; Poales; Poaceae.
UCCGUCCCCGGUGCCACGUAUGCGACUCGCCUGCCUCCCCACUACCUCUGCCCCUACCGCCGCCUCUUCUCCAUCAAAACCCUAAUCUGGGACCCUCCUCCUCCCCCAUGUGCGGACGGCAACCAAGCGCAUGGGCCUUGCGUUCCUGGAGGCUGGGCCCCUUCCCAACGAACACAAGGAACCCAUGCCAGAUCCUGCGAUGCGCCGCCCGCCGAGCGACUCCUGCGGCCAACCCGCCCGUAAACAGUGCCAACGCAAAGCUUGGUGCGGCCUCCGUCCCCGCCACAGAUCCCUUGAUUGCAACACUGGUCUGUCGAUCCAGAACCGCGAGGUCUUGGAGAACCGGUCGUCAUCGCCUCUGGAAAGGUAUGUGUUGAAGAAAAUACACCUUACAAGGCAGAUACAGGGAUGCCUCAAGUCUGGUCACCAAAGGGUCCACAUCAACAGUGGUGGCGACAAAGGAGAAGAUGGCAGCGGUGUUCAAAGAAGAGAAGGCCGCGGACAGCACCACAUGAAAUGGGUUUCAUAAAGUAAAUAUUUUCGGUGGAUUUAUUGAAGUGCGGGGC